Messenger RNA from Paramecium octaurelia, 1158 nucleotides. The record is from the annotation of a GenBank genome assembly. NCBI's taxonomy places the organism in Eukaryota, Ciliophora, Oligohymenophorea, Peniculida, Parameciidae.
AUGAUAUAAGAAUUUAUACAUCAAAUAAGAUGUCUCUUGUUUUAAGUUAAAUUCAUCCUUUAUUUGAAGGAGAGUAGUUAUAUUUAAGGGAAUUCAUUGAAAAUUAACAUUUUCUGCAAUUUUUCAUAAUAUUAACCUCAACUUGAAGAUAUAUAUAGAGUGGUAUACAAAUUAGAUCAUCUCUACUCCAUAAAAUUAUUGUUUUUAAACAAAUUAAAGAAAUUAAGGGUUCAUAAUUAAAAUAACAAAUGUGCCCAUUCCUUAAUGCUGUCAGAAUACUAAUCUUAUGGUUCAUAUUAAUGGCUGUGUUUGUAAACAAGAGCCAAGGAAAAAGAAUAGCGCAGAUGUCUUGGACCUGUUUAGAUAAACUUGGAACUAUUUUGUUAAACUUUCACUAAAGAUGUAUUAUAUGAUUUCAUCAAUUAAUUUUUUACAAUGUAAUAAAAAAUCAUCACUCUUUGCAUCAUCAGUUGUUUAAUUACAUCCACAUUAGCCGUUAAAGGCAUAGAUAUAGCUGACGCCUUUAAUAACUUUACCUGUUUCAAAAAUGCAGGUUAUCAAUUUGCCAUCAUUCGUGGAUAUAGAAGUUAUGGAGCUGUCGAUCCAAAUGGUGCCACAAAUAUGAAAAAUGCCUAAGCUGCAGGAUUAAUCACAGAUGCAUAUUUCUUCCCAUGCAAAGGAAGUAAUUUAUGAGAAUUUACAUUUCCUAGAAAUCACAGCCGCUUAAUAGGUCUCUGAUUUUAUUAGUGCAUUCGGAUAAGAAGAAGAGAACUCAACCAAUGGAUUAUAUGGAACUAUCUGGGUAGAUGUUGAAACUAACCCAAGUACUGGUUGUGGAUGGAGCAGCUCUGAUUACACAGGAAAUUGCAAUUUCUUGAAUGAUUUGAUCACAAACUUCAAAAACAAAGGAAAAACCAUAGGUAUUUAUUCUAGCAAAUACUAAUGGGAAACUAUUUUUGGAUCAGCUUCAGCAUGUGCUAAAUUUACGUCAUUACCUCUUUGGUAUGCUCAUUAUGACAAUAGUCCAUCAUUUUCUGAUUACGCUAAAUAUUCAUUUGGUGGAUGGACUACUCCUAACAUAAAAUAAUAUAACGGAGAUCAAACUGUUUGCAAUGCAGAUGUUGAUUUGAAUUUUUAUUGAUUUGCACAAUAUCAUUC